AUGUUCACCACCGCUCUGGAGUUAGAGGAAAGAGUGCAACAACGUGUAUUACCGAAAAGUUACAUGAAGGAAUUUGGAUGUACAUUAGGACAAAAAUUAUGGGACUCACGAUUAAAUAUCUAUUCAAAAAAAUCUGCUAUAGAAUCUCCACAAACUAUUCAAGAAUAUUAUAAUGCUUUCCCAAAAUUUUUGAAUGAUUUUUUUUCUGGAAUGAUUAAUGAAUUAUAUCAGAAAAAGAUGAAAGUAUGCAAUAUUAAACGAAAAAAACAUCACAAAUUACCAAAAAUUAUAAUUCCAGAAGAAAUAACAAAAACUGUAACAUUUAUAAUAUCAAUAUUAUUAAAUCUAGCUUUUCCUCAACUGAAAGUUUGGCUACCUCGAAUUUUAGCUAGUUUUAGUCGUAUGCCACGAUUAUUAGGCUAUUUUCGACAAUUAUUGAAAGUUUGCCAUGUAAUAUCUCAUACAGAUCGACGUGAACGACAACUUGCAAAUAUUAGAAUGGAUACAACAGAUCCAUCAAAACGUCUAAUUAAAGGAAAUAAUAUUUGGAAUUUAGCUAUCAUCGAUAAUAUCGAUUUUAAAGAAAAAACCUUCAAAUUUGGUAAUAUUUACGAUGUUACUCGUGGCAGUUCUCAUGCAACCCUUCGAAUGGCUUUUCAAAUUCAGUUGCCAAUUGAAGUAAAAACUGGUCCAGAACAGGUUAUUGAAUUAACUGCUGAAACCUUAUUAUUCGGAAUGAAUCAGGGUGUUGAGAAUACAUUAACAAUAUUUCAACAAAUCAUAUGUAAAUUGUUAAAUUUUAAAAAAAUUAAUGAAGAAUUCACAUAUAAUACGAAUUUCAAUGCAGAAACAAUUAAACAUGAAAUACUUAAUAAGUUAGAUUAUGGAUCUUGUGGUGAAUCUCCCAAUAUUGUAAUCCUAGAACCAGGAUCAAAUCCAAAUUCAGAUGAAGAAAUAUUCCAUGUUGCCGAAAUGUAUAAGAAAGAUUUUGCAAUGGAAAGUGAUUCUUUUCUAGAUAUUGUAGCAGAUGAAGCAAUAUUUCGCCGAUUAAUUAAAUGUCGAGAAAAAUGGCCAUAUAUAAGACCUCUUUUAGGUCAGUGGCAUACAUCCAAGGACUUUUGUUCAGUAUUAUUGGUACUAUUCUCUAGUUAUGGACUAUUAAGUCUAGCAUCCCGUCUAGGUGUUCAUUUUUUGGAUAAGUUUGAAUCUGCAAUAGAUUAUCACUCAACAGCACGGGUAUUAGAUCUUAUAUGGGUGGCAGUAGGAGUAGCAAUAAAUAUAUACGUUAAUAAAAAAGAAAUAUUAUUUUCUGAAAUAAUGAAUGAUGAAAAAAACAAGCACAUUUGUCUUAAGAUCUGGUAUUUGUAUUAUAAAUGGGCUGGAAUUUGGAAAGCUCAUCGGAUGGGAAUGCGCGUUGGAAAUUUUGGAUUACAACGAGAUUCAUUAUCUGCAGCUGGACCCCUUUAUGCAAGUGCGGCAAAAUCAAACUAUACAACGGCUAUUGCACAUUUUCUUGCCACUAUAGCAGCUCAUCCCCAAUUAGAAGAAAAAUUAAAUCAUUGUAGUGCUUUCAAAAUUCCACAUGAUAUUGAUGGUGGUCUACAUCACGUUUGUUUUGGAUUUGAUGAGGCCCUUGAGACAUUUGGAGUAAGGUUUAUCAAAGGAAAUGUAAGUGGAAAUGUUAUUGACGAAAAAAAUCUUAAAAAUCAAAUAAAAGCAUCCCAAAGUGAAAGAGAAAGAAUAGAUCUUUUAAUGAGUGAGUAUAUUAAUGAUAAUUCAAUUUCACAUAGUGAAAGGGCAAUUAAAUUACGCCAAGAGUCCUUAUGGGAGCUCGUUAACGAUCUAGUAGCAAUAUUUGAAAUGGAUAAUCCAUUAUCCCACCAAUUAUUUCAAAAAUAUAAACCUACAGAAAUUCAUCAGGAGGGGCUUGAUCGUCUUAUUGCAUGCUAUCCAAAUGGAUUAGAAAGAAUUAAAGGAAUAUAUCGACAGGAAGUUUUAAAGAUAGAAAAUAGAAAUACUAAAGGUAGAAGAGCGGUAGGAGUGGUUAGAACGAAAGUAAAAGAUUACAAUAACCAAAAAAAAUCAAUCAAUCAAUCUGUUACCAUGUCUUUGCAAUCACAACAAAGAGAUACAGAUGAAAUUUUGAAUGAAGACUACCUACCCGAUACAACCAAUCCACAACUUAAACAAAAAAAGCAUCGAACUACUAAGGAGAAGAUGGAAAUACUUUCUGCAUUGAAAGUAUAUAAAGAUAAACUGCCAGACGAUGCUAUUUCUUCUGUUUGUGAACAUUUGUCAGAAAUUUGGACUAAAAAAAAAGUAAGGGAGUGGUGGAAUUAUCAUAAGGACAAAUAA
Molecule: messenger RNA, 2355 nt
Organism: Rhizophagus irregularis DAOM 181602=DAOM 197198
Lineage: Eukaryota; Fungi; Glomeromycota; Glomeromycetes; Glomerales; Glomeraceae
Source: RefSeq, a predicted model, not a curated record